GUUGCCUCCUGACGACCCCUUUGUUCCGCGCGCUCCCCUCCUCCUCCUCUCUGUCUCUCUCCUAAGGGCGUCUGCCGUACCUCCUCGCCCUUCUUCUGCGCCGUCAUGGAUGCUCUCUCUCUCUCCUCCUCGCCGUGGGAAUCCUCUUCGCCUCACACGAGAUGCUUUCGGCUCGCAGGGAUACGACGUCCCGCCCGCGUCGCAUUAAAGCCACUCUCCCGUAGCCCGGGCUGUCGCAGAGAGUGCCCUUGCCUACGAAGACGUAUUAAGCCUUGCCUCUAUGUGCGAGGCCGCAACAGUACGUGCUGUGGUGCAGUGGUAGCAGUCUCGUCUGGCAAUCUCUCUGACCCGCGCUCAGUUCCCGCACCGCCAGUGGAUGGCAACCCCGGCCGUUCCUUGCACAUGGGAUCAUUUAGAAGCAAAAAGAAACAAACAGCCUGUCGCACCAAAAAUAACUAUUGAAACAAAUGGAAUAAAACUAAA
Molecule: messenger RNA, 483 nt
Organism: Penaeus vannamei (Pacific white shrimp)
Lineage: Eukaryota; Metazoa; Arthropoda; Malacostraca; Decapoda; Penaeidae
Source: RefSeq, a predicted model, not a curated record